Talaromyces proteolyticus is the source of this 1714-nucleotide messenger RNA. RefSeq names its product putative sphingomyelinase family protein. The record is from RefSeq and is a predicted model, not a curated record. NCBI's taxonomy places the organism in Eukaryota, Fungi, Ascomycota, Eurotiomycetes, Eurotiales, Trichocomaceae. The transcript has a single exon. Gene Ontology annotation, molecular function: sphingomyelin phosphodiesterase activity. The coding region runs from base 134 to 1639 and encodes 501 amino acids. Gene Ontology annotation, cellular component: cytoplasm.
AUUUACAGAAUAUUUAAUUACCAUCUAACUAUCGUCAUUCUGCCGUUUGCUUCAAAACAGAAUCUCCCACAAGGCCUCUGGGAGCCUGGGGCUGCAGGUCUUUCUACAUCAUCAAGCCCGCCAAUACCUCGACAUGGCCAACUCCACCGAGACCAUCCGUCCCACGCGCAUCCGCAUCCUGACCCUGAACUGCUGGGGCCUCAAGUUCUUGUCCAAAUUCCGCAAUGAGCGUCUGUCGGAAAUUGGGCGACAAAUCGCCAUCGCUAGCGAACCCCCCGAGAUAGUCGGUCUACAAGAAUGCUGGAGUCAGCAGGACUACAAGAGCAUCCACCAGCAAACUAAACAUCUCCUUCCGUACGGCAAGUUCUAUCACAGCGGGGUGUUUGGCGGUGGACUAGCUAUUCUGUCCAAAUGGCCGAUCGAAGAAAGCAGCAUGUUUGCUUACCCGCUCAAUGGACGUCCGACGGCGUUCUUCAGAGGCGAUUGGUAUGUCGGAAAGGGCGUUGCUUGUGCGCGGAUCCGUAUGGGGCCGAGGACGGAAGAUAUCGCAGAGGUGUUUUGCACGCAUCUGCACGCGCCCUACGAAAAGGAGCCAAAUGAUUCUUACCUCUGUCAUCGAACGGCGCAGGCAUGGGAGAUUUCAAAACUGAUGCGGCGAGCAGCCGAGAGGGGGCAUUUGGUUAUUGGGCUUGGGGAUUUUAAUAUGGUGCCCAUGUCGUUUGCCCAUCGAUUGAUCACCGCCCAUGCCCCUGUCAAGGAUGUUUGGCACUAUCUACACCCUGAUUCCUCUGUUGGAAGUGCGGAAUCGGCGGCAGAGAAGAAACGAGGCAAACCAAUUCCCAGCGCAGACUUCAAUAUUACCGAGAACGGCGCAGCAAGUGACGGGCCGUAUAAUACAUGGCGCUGGCCAAAAGAGCAGCAAAAGCGGCUAUUCAAGGGUGAAGAUAUCCCAGUCGACGGCACCCAACCAGAUCCUAGAGGUAGAAGACUCGACUACAUUUUCGUCGGAGACGGCGGUUAUCCACCGUCAUUCCCUACACCUCGGUGGAACAUCGACUCGGCCGCUGUAGCCAUGAUGCAACGCCAUCCAACACUGAAAGUUUCAUUAAGCGACCAUUUCGCCAUCGAAGCAGUCAUCUCACGCAGUCUCGACCCGGCCAUCACGGCCCCCGCUGAUCCAGAGAUGCGCCCAACCGAGCCUCAAAACCCCGACGAUGGCGGCUUUACCGUCCAGACUUCGUCCAAAACGCACCCAACAUCCGCCCCCAGUACCUCCCUAACAACAGAAACCUACGACGAGAUACUGGAAAUGGUGGACAAGUACAUGCUCCGUGAGCGAUCACAGAGACGAUGGCGGUUGUUGCAUUUUGUCAUCUCCGUGAUUGUUUCUAUCGGCUGCUUUGUUGGUGUCUGGUGGACGUCUGAUGUUAUAUACGUCGCUUUUAUUCUUACGUUCGUGAGCACCUUGAAUUUUGGCGCGGGGAUUCUGGAUGGGCUGAUAGGCGGCUUGUUCAUGUCGAGUGAAAUACGAGCUCUGAAGGAGUUUCGAUGGGAAGUGAGGAAUGCGCGGUGCUUGGCUGGUGUUGCAGCUGAGUUGGUUUCUAAAGGAGCAUCGGAUUUUGGCGAUGAAGAAGACUAGUAACAAUAUCAUCUUUUAACGAUGUGUUCAAUGGCAAGCCGUGUAUAUACUAUAUAGCCAUCCGGUAAUACUAAU